UCAACUCCCAGAAUUCCUCAGCCAGCCAGUAUUGUAUCCAACACUGCAGCAUGGCAGGCUGAGGAAUUCUGGGAGUUGAAGUCCAAAAGUCUUAAAGUUGCCAAGGUUGGGGACCUCUGACGUAGAGUGAGCAAACGGAAAGCAGGGGGCCCUUAAUUAACAUGGCUACUGCUUGCCGGCUAUUGGAUCUCUUACCCAUCGCCUGCGUAGACGUCAUGUGCACUAAUCUGCCAAUCAGAGGAGAGUGCUUCGAUGGAGGAAAUUUCCGGGAAAAAAAAUACCGCUGAGCUGUUGGCGCGUGGAUCCUUUAUUAGCUGAGGCUUUUUCGUGGCGUUUUGACUUGAUGCUUUCAUCGCCCGGACUAAGUUGGCCCUGUUUUAAUCUGCCAGUGUACCACUAAUGAAGGAACUUCAGAAAUAUGCUUCUGUCAAGUAUUUUAACAAAUGAAGGAAUAGAAGUUCUCAUUUCAAAUUGGCCUUUUAGUUUAUUUUCUUCUGAGAAUGAUAAAAACUGAUUUGGUUUAAUGAGAUAGUUAAAUGUAUUAGUGACAUCAAUCAUUUAUUGUAUCAGUUUUUGGAACAAUCUGUCAGUUUCCUUAUUUUUCAUAAAUUUAUUACAAACUGGUUCUUUUUUUUUUUAAAGUUCAGUUUUAAUUAUUCAGUAUUAUGGGUUUUUUCCUCCCAAUAAGAAAUUGGGUUUUGCAGACAUUAACAUUCCUCCCUGUGUCAACAAAGCAAAACUUGCCAGCUAUGUGUAGGUGUUUUACUUCUACAUCAUGUAGACUGGCAGAGUCGAUAGAUCCUAAAGCGUUUCAUCCAGAAAUUAAAAUUAAAGAUGGCAGUAUGACGAAGAAAAAAGCUGGUAAAGACAGACUUCCCCCAAAACCUUUCAGUGCAUUUGCUGCUGGAUCAUCCAAGAUAAGGGCAAUGUACAAUACAAAUAAUGCAGUUGCAAAUGAGUCUUUUAGUCCUCUGAACAAAGUCUCUCCUCCAGACACACCUUUGAGCGCCAAGGAAUGGGAGAAGUUAAAAGAAGAAUAUCAACACUAUAAAAAAUUUGAAGAUGUUAUGUUUGAUAGCAUGAUACAUGAUCAUAGCCCAGUAGAUGUAGCUAAAUCCUUGCUGGUUGCAGUGGCUAAACGUGAUGGAGAUGUUGAAUAUAGUCAUUUGGUGAAGUACUUGACUAUAUGCGUUUAUCAUAAGGACAUAGGAGAGAUUUAUGAUAUCUAUAAUAUUAUGAAAGCCAAAUAUAAAUCUUUAGAAGCAUCAGCUUAUUCUUUGCUCAUCAAAGGCUUGAGUGAUUCCCCAUACUGGAAAGAGACCUUGGUGCUACUGGAAAAGGUUAAAAAAGUCUCAUUCCAUUCAAGACAAAAUUAUGGAGACUGCAUUGAGGGUGCCCUGCUCAACCAAGAAAGAAACCUUGCAUUUGAAUUGUUUCAUGAGAUGGUAACUGAAAAUCUGACUCCUAGUUUGACAACAAUAAAGCAUUUCUUCGACUUUUGUCAGCCUGUGAAGGAUGAUCAUUUGAAAAAUAAAUGUAUUGAUAUCCUCUACUACUUAAGAGAACAUCAAAUUUAUCCUGAUGAAUCUCUCAUGCUGAGCAUAAAGCAGUGGUUUGAAAGUAUUUCAGGAGAGAACUGGAAAGGAAGUUUAACAAGCAUGAAUAAUAGCAGUCAGUGUCCAUCUUGUGGUCACGCUUUGGAAGAUAUUAAUCUGACUGAAGAAGAAUUCACCAAUGUCAAGGAAAAAAUAAAAAGGGAUGUGAUUGAAGGCACUGAUAUAUUUCGAAAUACAUCUCCCCAGGAACCAAGAUCGUCUACUGCUCCCGAGACCAGGGACUGGGAAUUAGAACGUUUUCAGAGAUUUGUGAAUGAACAUCCCCCUUUUGAUGUUGUGAUCGAUGGCCUCAAUGUUGCCAAGACAACCCCUAUGAAUCCUUCAUCUAAAACUCUGCUGGAUGUGGUCUUCUACCUAGCACAGAAGUAUCAUCGGUUGCUUGUCCUCGGGCGGAAACACAUGCUGAACAAUUCAUUUCAGUGGAAAAAAAGAGACAUGGAUGACAUGCAGAAGAAAGCAGACUUCUUCUUCACUAAUAAUACGUCUAAAGAUGAUCCAUUUCUGCUCUAUGCCAGUUUUCACUCAGGUGGUCACUGUAUGAUAGUAACUAGAGAUCUAUUACGGGAUCACAAAGCUGUUCUUUCUAAUAGUGUUACUCGUCGCUUAUUUUUUAAAUGGCAACGUGGACAUCAGAUGGUGGUAUCAAGCUACGUACCAGGGAAGAUUUUAACAUUUGAGGAUGCUUUGCCAUACGAUACAAUUGUGCAGACUGAUGGUAACACAUGGCACAUUCCCUAUGAUGACAACUUGUCCAAGAGAGCUUCUUAUGAAAUUCCAGUGAAGUGGCUCUGUCUUCGAAAGAAAUAAAAGAUGCCUUUUUUUUUGUUCAGAGUGAAAAUGUAUGCAUGUCACCCUUAUUUGAAAUAAAUUCCAAAUAAACUAGUUAAAUAUAUUCAUUUUCUAAGACAACAGACCUGGACUUAACUGAAUCCCUAAGUUACAUCAAAAAUACUUAAUUCUACAAAUAUUGGAAAUUAUUUAUAAUUUAUAAAUGGUUCUUGAUAAAUAUAUUUAUUGUUGAAA
Molecule: messenger RNA, 2639 nt
Organism: Crotalus tigris (Tiger rattlesnake)
Lineage: Eukaryota; Metazoa; Chordata; Lepidosauria; Squamata; Viperidae
Gene: PRORP
Product: protein only RNase P catalytic subunit
Exons: 9
Coding region: 666-2423 (585 amino acids)
Biological process (GO): mitochondrial tRNA 5'-end processing; tRNA 5'-leader removal
Cellular component (GO): mitochondrion; mitochondrial ribonuclease P complex
Molecular function (GO): ribonuclease P activity; protein binding
Source: RefSeq, a predicted model, not a curated record